AUGGAGAGAAGUGGUUUUCUCUUGUCAAUCACGUUCUUGCUGAUGCUGCAGUAUAUGGCUAAAUUAACUAUCGGCACAGGUACAUCACAAAUCAACAUCACCACGGACCAGUCUGCUCUUCUUGCUCUGAAAACCCAUAUCACUAGUGACCCUUACAACAUCUUGGCCAACUGGUCAACCACCUCUGUAUGUAACUGGGUUGGCGUUACUUGCGGUGCUCGUCACCUCAGAGUAACAUCAUUGAAUCUCUCGUACAUGGAUUUCAUAGGUACCAUUCCACCACACUUAGGCAACCUCUCAUUCCUUGUUGCACUGAACUUCAACAAUAAUAGCUUCCAUGGUACUUUGCCCCAUGAAUUGUCUUAUUUGCGUCGGCUGAAGUUGAUUAGCUUCAGAUACAACAAUUUUAUGGGAUCCAUUCCGUCGUGGUUCGGGUCCUUUCCCAAACUUCAAGCCUUCAAUUUGCGUGGCAAUCAAUUUUCAGGUUCCAUACCCACGAUUAUCUUCAACUUAUCUACACUGAAAGCAAUUAAUCUAGUUAAUAACCAACUAUCAGGCACUAUACCAGAUGAGAUAGGUGAUCUUCAAAAUUUAGAGUAUUUUGCAGCCGGUGAUAAUAAUCUGAAUGGUCUCAUCCCAUCCUCAAUCUUCAAUAUCUCCACGGUAAAAGUAAUGGUGCUUGGUCUGAAUCAGCUAUCAGGUAGCCUCCCAGCAAAAAUAGGCCUUGGGAUUCCAAACCUACAAGGACUAUAUGUACCAGAAAAUGAGCUCAGCGGAGUAAUCCCCAACCUGUCCAAUGCUUCUAUGCUCACGGAGCUAGACUUGGGCGUAAACUCAUUUACAAGGUUUAUUCCGGGGACGCUCUGUGGCUUAAAAAACCUUCAGUGGCUUAGCUUAUCAACGAAUAAUUUAACGAUUGACACUUCCACUCCAGAAGCAACCACUCUCUCUUGUUUGGCUAAUCUUGGAAAUUUGAAAAGACUACAGUUGUCAAAAAAUCCGUUAAAUGCCAGACUUGAUGAUUCCCUUCGGAAUUGCUCAUCAUCGUCGCUUCAACAAUUUGAUUUAAGUGGUUGCAACAUGAGGGGUAACAUUCCCAUUGAUAUUGGCAACUUGAGCAGCUUGAUAGCCUUAGACAUGGGAUACAAUCAAUUGAGCGGAUCAAUUCCAACUUCUGUGGAGAGACUAGGAAAUCUCCAAGGUUUGUAUUUGAAUGACAAUGAGUUGCAAGGAUACAUCCCACGUCAACUUUGUCAACUAGAUAACCUAGUUGAAUUAUUUUUGGGUAGUAAUCAGCUAUCUGGUUCUAUACCUUCCUGCUUGGGCAAUUUAGCCACAUCUCUAAGAACUCUAUCACUAGAGUCCAAUUCACUGAGUUUCACAAUACCUUCUACUUUUUGGAGACUUGCCGAUAUCUUGCAUGUAAACUUAUCAUCCAAUUCUCUAACUGGACAUCUCUCACAAGAUAUUGGAAACUUGAAAGUUGCAACAUUGGUAGAUUUAUCAAAUAACCAUUUAUUUGGUAUUAUACCAAGAACUCUUGGGGGUCUUCCGAAUUUGGUUAAUCUAUCCUUGGCAAAUAAUAAUUUGGAAGGCCCUAUUCCAAGUUCAUUUGACGGCUUGCUAAGCCUGCAACUCUUGGAUUUAUCCAGAAAUAAUCUAUCUGGAGUGAUUCCAAGGUCUUUAGAAGCCCUCUUACUUCUCAAGUAUCUGGAUUUGUCUUUCAACAGGCUCCAAGGACAAAUUCCAACUGGUGGACCCUUUCAAAAUUUCUCCGCAGAAUCAUUUGUCUCAAACAGUGCACUCUGUGGUGCACUCCGACUCCAUGUUCCACCAUGCAAAAAUAGUACACGUGAUCUAAAUUGGAGAAAAGCUAACUAUAUCAUCCCAGGGAUCAUAUCAGUGAUUUUCUUAGUGGCCUCCGCAUCUAUCUUUGUACUACGAAGGAGGAAUGUGGAAGUUGCAAGAGAGGCUACCUCGUUGCCUCAAUUUUUUUGGAGAAGAGUUUCACGCCUAGAACUUCUAAGGGUGACAAAUGGAUUUAACGAAAACAGCUUACUUGGAAGUGGGGGUUUUGGCUCAGUAUAUAAAGGGACACUUUCAGAUGGAAUAGAUGUUGCAGUAAAGGUUUUCAAUUUACAACUAGAAGGGGCUUUCAGGAGUUUUGAGAGGGAAUUGGAAAUGCUAAGCAAUAUUCGUCAUCGGAACCUUAUCAAAAUCAUCAGCUGUUGCAUUCAAAUUGAUUUCAAAGCCUUAGUACUGAACUACAUGCCUAAUGGGAGCCUUGAGAAGUGGUUGUAUUCUGAGAACUGUUCUUUGAAUAUCCUAGAGAGGUUGACUAUAUUGUCAGAUGUUGCGGCAGCAUUGGAAUACCUUCAUCAUGGUUAUGGAGUACCUAUUGUCCACUGUGAUUUGAAGCCAAGCAAUAUACUACUAGACAAUGAUAUGGUUGCACAUGUUGCUGAUUUUGGAAUUGCAAAAUUGUUGGGUGGAGGAGAUUCUAUGACCCAAACCAUGACCCUAGCCACAGUUGGGUACAUGGCUCCAGAGUACGGAAUGGAAGGAAUUGUUUCAACUAAAGGGGAUGUGUACAGUUUUGGAAUUGUACUGAUGGAAACAUUCACAAAAAGGAAGCCAACAAAUGAGAUGUUUGUUGGGGAAAUGAAUUUAAAGCAAUGGGUUUCAAAUGCACUGCUACCAGAUGCAAUCGUUGAAGUUGUGGAUGCAAAUUUACUUGGGGCAGAGGAAGAUCAUUUUGUAGCCAAAAGGGAUUGUUUAUCAUCCAUUAUGAGAUUGGGUCUUGCUUGUUCUGCAGAAUCGCCAGAAGAAAGGAUGAGUAUGCAAGAAGUUGUGGUCACACUCAAUAAAAUCAAGAUCAAGUUUUUGAAGGAUACUAGAGUUGUUUAGUGU
Molecule: messenger RNA, 2910 nt
Organism: Prunus avium (sweet cherry)
Lineage: Eukaryota; Viridiplantae; Streptophyta; Magnoliopsida; Rosales; Rosaceae
Source: RefSeq, a predicted model, not a curated record